AUGGAUUCUUUAUCUUCAAAAUUAUCUCAAAUUCAGUCACAUUCAUAUACAGAUAUAAAAAUCAAAGAAUUAUUCAAAAUUAUAUCUCAAACAAAAUUUAAAAAUAAUGAAUUAUCAAGACAGAAAUUUCAAAUUGAUAAUAUAUCCAAUAUAAUUUCUAUAAAUGCUAAAAUUAUUAAAGAAUUCGAAAAAAUAAUAAUUGAAUUUAAGACAUUUAGAAACGAUAUUUCAAGAAUACAGAACUCAUUGAAUGAAAUAGAAAAAGAUGUCAAUACUAUUAACUCAAAGUCAAUACGUUUACUAGAGCAAAUAACCACUAUAUAUGAUAAAAAAGUAAUAGUUAAUACGAAGCAAAAUUUACUAGAAUCACUUAAUCACCAUUUUAUUGUAAAAGAAAAUGAUAUAAUAUUAUUAACAUCUAUUUUAAAACCUAUAGAUGAAAACUUUUUUCAAGUUUUCUUCAAAAUUAAACAAAUUUACAUAGAUUGUCAAAAAUUACUAAUAGAAGAACAUAAAAAACUUGGUAUUGAAAUUCUGGAAAAAAUAAGUAAAUGUUUAGAUAUGGCAUUUGAAAAAUUAUACUAUGUUAUACAACAAGAACUCAAAUCAACACAAUAUGAAUCCUAUGAAAUAAAAGAUAUUGUGAAAAAGGCACUAUAUAUAUUAUUUGAAAAGCACGAUUUAUUUAACAAAUGUCUAGAGACUAUAUCCGAGAAAAGACAAAUUCUUUUAUCAAAUAAUUUCCAAAGAGCUUUAGUACUUGGGAAUCCUUUAAUAUCUAUAUAUCCAAUUGAAAUGGUAGCGUAUGAUCCUUUACGGUAUAUUAGUGAUAUGUUAGCCUGGAUUCAUCAAGCUAUUGCAGAUGAAAAAGAAUUCUUUGAAAAUUUAUUUAAAAUUUAUAUAAAUUCAGAACCGAUUAAAAUUAUAGAUGAAAAUUUUCUCAAUUUUUGUUCUUUAAAAUAUGAAAAUAUUAAUAAAAUUAUUUUUGAAAUGGUAAACAAUAAUAUUCUUAACAUAUAUAGAAUUUUUGAGACAAAAGUUGAAUCAAUAGUUUUUAAAGUCGAAAACACUACAAUUUAUAAAAUUGCAAAUUUAAUACAAUUUUACAAAUCUACAUUACAGAAAAUUUUACAAGAUAAUUCCUAUUUAUUAAAAAUCCUUGAUACCACCAAAAAAAAUAUUAUAAACAUAUUUUCACAAAAUAUACAAGAAAAAAUAUAUUUUAUAAAAAAUAGUAACUUAUCAGCAGAUGUUCAACUAAAUCCACCGUCUUUUUUAAUAGAUGCUGUUUCAGAGUUUAAAAUAAUCAGUGAAUCCUUUAAAACUACUUAUGGUUCUUCAGAAUCUCUUGAAAAUGAAUUUGAAAUUAUUUUAGAAAUUGCGCUAAAUCCAUAUUGCGAAUUAUGCCAUGAUAUUUCCAAUAAGUUAAGUGAACCACACAAAUCAAUAUUUCUAAUAAAUUGCUGGAAAAUAUGUGAGGAAAAUAUUUCACAUUUCAAUUUUAUGAACUCUAAAUUACAAAAAUUUAAAAAUGAUAUUAAUAAUCUUUUAGAAAUUUUGGAAUUAAAUCAACUUGACUACUUUUUAAAUUCAUCCGGACUAAAUAACAUAAUUAAUAUUAUAGAAUCAAAAGAAAAAAAUUGUUUACAAGAAUCACUUAAUACGACAUUAAUUCAGGUAUCUAAAAACUUUAAUUUUUUUUUACCUUUUGCAAUUACAAAUGCACUUGAUAGAAUAAAAUAUUUAAAAAUAUUAGAUACUUUAGAAAUAACAAAUAAAGCAGCUAACAUAUUCGUAAAAAAAAUAUCAGAUUUAAUAGAAAUACUUCCUCAAAUUACAAAUGAUUAUCAAAUUUACUUUCAUUGGACACCAAAAGAAAUAAAAUUGUUACUAGGAUUAUAA
Molecule: messenger RNA, 1902 nt
Organism: Pneumocystis jirovecii RU7
Lineage: Eukaryota; Fungi; Ascomycota; Pneumocystomycetes; Pneumocystales; Pneumocystaceae
Product: Golgi transport complex subunit COG6
Exons: 8
Coding region: 1-1902 (633 amino acids)
Biological process (GO): intra-Golgi vesicle-mediated transport
Cellular component (GO): COG complex
Source: RefSeq, a predicted model, not a curated record